Messenger RNA from Gadus chalcogrammus (walleye pollock), 1901 nucleotides. Its product is annotated as enolase 4-like. Gene Ontology annotation, cellular component: phosphopyruvate hydratase complex. The transcript has 13 exons. NCBI's taxonomy places the organism in Eukaryota, Metazoa, Chordata, Actinopteri, Gadiformes, Gadidae. Gene Ontology annotation, molecular function: magnesium ion binding; phosphopyruvate hydratase activity. Bases 36 to 1763 code for a protein of 575 amino acids. The record is from RefSeq and is a predicted model, not a curated record. Gene Ontology annotation, biological process: glycolytic process.
UAACAACAUCGCUCUAUUAAGGUUAAGAGUAAAACAUGGCGUCUAAUAAAGGAUAUCCGCGCUGCGAUGUGAAGGUGUCUGAGGAGGAGCGGGACUUCUACGAGAUGAAGAAUAGAGCUUGCGAGUUUUAUACCCGUAACAAAGUUCCCCAGCAGAUAGAGAACGUGUUGAACGAAAUGUUCUUCGCCAAACCCGACGACAUUUACGGCUACCUGGCCAAUUUCUUUAUGAAACUGUCAGCCCCGCCGAGAAUAAGCGGGCUGAAUGGCAGGGAGGUCUACGAUUCUCAAGGACAGCUUGCCGUCCAAGCAGAGGUGAUGUGCACCAUCCGGAACGAACAAAAGCUGACGUCGUGUGCUGGCGUCCCGGCUGGCAACGAUCAGUGGAGAAUGCAGGGCCCCGACUUGGGGAAGGGGAGGGCCCACCACAUCACCACUGGCCUUGAGUGGAUCAAAGGGCCCCUGAGCGAGUUGCUCAAGGGCUGCGACCCCUGCGAUCAGACGGGGGUUGAUAACAUACUCAGUGACUUCUUCUCAGCACGUCACCAGGAGGACAAGGAGACCAGGAGGUCGCAGGAGGAGAAAAACAAGGAGGCGGAGGAAGAGGCUCUUCCACCACCACCACCUCCACCUGUCUCCAGCAAAGGCAAGAAGGCUGGGGAGACAGCUACAAAGGGCGCCAGUGCAGAGAAGCUCAUCCCUCCGUGCGUGCCACCAGAGCCGGAGGUCCCUGGCAGCCUGGCCGUGGGUGCCGUGUCCCUGGCCGUGGCUAAAAGUGGGGCACUGAUACGGGACGUCCCUCUCUACAAACACAUCCUCGCCCUGAGAAGUCAGAGUGAGUUCCGGGUACCAGUGCCCUUGGUGACGUUGCUGAGCUGCGGUAAAUCCUCUCCAGGCAAACUGAACUUGUUGGAGGAAGUCAUCCUCAUCCCCAGACCAGGACAACGCGUCGCACAAGUGAUUUCCAUGGCCCUCCAGAUCCACGAAGAGUUGAUGAGAAUAAUGAAUAGCAGUACGUCAAAAGCCGGGGUGAGGGCGGGCCCAAUGAGCGAGGCGGGCGCGCCGGUCCUGGUGUGCGAGCGGCCAGAGCAGGCACUGGAUCUCGUGGUGGAGGCGUGCGGCAACCUUGGGCUGACACCGGGCGAAGAUAUCCGUCUGGGGUUGAACUGCGCGGCUGAUCGGCUCAUGGACUACUCCAAGGGGAAGUAUGAGGUGAUCGCGGGGAGCCUCAAGUCUCCAGAUGAGCUGGUGGAUAUGUACCAGGCUCUGCUCCUAAAGUACCCAGCCGUGGCGGCCCUCAUCCAGCCCCUCAGGAAGGAGGACGUCGACCAAUGGGAGAGGCUGAGCUCUGUUAUUGGAGCGUCCUGCUCCCUGCUCUGUGACAUGAGUGGUUUGUCAGCAUCUCGAGCCCCGCCCCCUGCCCUCCCAGGGGUGAAAGGUCAAGUUCUGCAGCAGGUGAAUGGGACCAAAGUGAGCGACCUCAUUCGAAUCAUGAUGGAAAACCCUGAUGCAGUGAUCCUGUCGAGCUCACACAGCGAGCCGUGCGGCGAGGACUGUCUCUCAGACCUAGCGGUGGGGCUGGGCGUGGCCUACGUCAGGCUGGGAGGUCUGCAGGGUGGACACAGGCUCGCUAAAUACAACCGGCUGAUUGCCAUAGAAGAAGAGCUGGCGCAGCAGGGAACCCUGGUGUCCCGGACCACGCUGCCAGCUCCCCUGUGUGUGGGAGUUAACAUAGAAGACGCAGGCAUCAGUGAGGAGGUUUAAGAAGGACGAGUCUUCUCCUUUUACGUGUUUGCACAAAAGACAUUUCACCAGAUUCUUAUUAAAAUGCACCAUUUCUCAAUACAUGUUAUUAUUUGUUUUGUGCAAGGAAAGUACCGUAGUUAUGCAGUUAAGUGCAAG